Messenger RNA from Pelmatolapia mariae (spotted tilapia), 3201 nucleotides. RefSeq names its product RMI1, RecQ mediated genome instability 1, homolog (S. cerevisiae) (gene rmi1). Gene Ontology annotation, biological process: resolution of meiotic recombination intermediates; double-strand break repair via homologous recombination. Gene Ontology annotation, molecular function: nucleotide binding. The coding region runs from base 295 to 2346 and encodes 683 amino acids. The record is from RefSeq and is a predicted model, not a curated record. Gene Ontology annotation, cellular component: RecQ family helicase-topoisomerase III complex; nuclear body. The transcript has 9 exons. Lineage: Eukaryota; Metazoa; Chordata; Actinopteri; Cichliformes; Cichlidae.
CCGAUCGACUGCUAACAGUGGCCCUUCUAGUUAUUCCAGUUUAGAAAGAUGCGAUUUGCAAGGCUAAUGGUCACGUUUUUCCGACACGAGUGUUUGGUUUAAGGCCUUCUGUUGUGAGUAGGGACCUCUGGCGCUGGAUGCUUGUGUUCAGGUUUGUUAUAUAACUAGGCUGGGUUAAUCAACUUUGGCGCCUUUCUAUCUACUUGUGCAAUACUUGAUGGACGAGUCUGCCCCCGUGCUUCUCAGAAAGCAGCUGGGAAAGCAGAAGAGAGCCAAAUACACUUAGAAGAAGAGAUGACUCCAGGGAUUCAGGCAGUGGUACGUGCUACCCAAGCAUGGCUGCAGUCCUCCUGGCAUGUCCAGGUGCCCUUUGCCUGGCUAGAAGCCUGUGUGGAGUGGCUACAAGGAGAGGCAGGAGGAGAAGCUCAUCUGUCACAGCAGCAAAUCAACCAGCAGGCGCUGGACCAAUGGCUGUUAACAGACCUCAGAGACCUGGACUUUCCUGUCCUGCCUGAAGGGCUCGCUGAAGCCCAGAAGACUGAGCUCAGUGGCACCUUCUGCGUCCAGGUUGACUCAUUACUGGACAUCAGUCAGCCGGCGUAUGGUCAGCUGCAGAAGUGGAGGGGCACAGAUUGUGCCAAUGACGAGGUGUCUGCAGUCACACAGACCACCCAGAGGCCCUGGGAGGCCAAACCCACCCGUAUGCUACUACUGCAGGUGACAGAUGGAGUUCAGAGCCUGGAGGCCAUGGAGUAUCAGCCGAUCCCUGCUCUCAGCGCGGCACUCAGGCCCGGUGCAAAGCUGCAGCUGCAAGGAAAGAUAGUUUGCAGACUUGGUGUUUUGCUUUUGGGGCCGUCCAACAUCAAAAUCCUCGGUGGUGAGGUCGAAGACCUGGUGGACAGAAAUAACCAGGGCAGGGUGCUGUGUCGGACACUGGGACUUCCUGAGCAGGAACAGGAAGGAGAGGAGGCUCCAGCACAACAACAAAGUAACCAGGAAGUGGACGAUCUGGAUGUUGAUGAUGCAGAGCUGUUAGCCAGUCUCGAGGCCCAAGAGGAAGUUGAAAUGCUUCAGGUUGAACCUGCCCGAGACAGCGGCUACAGCACGCUGCGUGAGGCUUCCACUCAGUCUUCGAGAAGCUCGUCCAUCAGGAGCCUUGUCUCAGCCGCUUCGUCCAGAAGUGAACUCUCCACCCGCUCUGACAGAGGUGGCUCGACCCGAAGCAGCAGAAAUGGUUUAGACCAGGGUUACCUAAAUGAUGACGAACACGCGGAAGCUGACCUCUUUGACUCAAUCCCCCCCGAUGCAGUUCAUCAACAGAUCCAAGAUCACAGCAUGGCAGACGAAGACUUUCCUGAUGAAGACUUUGACGACCUUCCCCUGGAGGAGUUGGACAGUGUGAUUUUCCAGGAAAAUGAAAGUGUCCCCACACCAUCUGACAGCAGUUACAGAAACACACCACAGAACAGCAGAAUAACAGGAAAUCCCAACAGAGCAACAAAACCCCAAGCUGCUCUGUUUGAAUCAUGCACUUUGAGUGGCUCUGGGUCACGACUUGGGUCUAUCAACUCCAGAUCCAGCGCACAGAAAAGGGACACUAGAGAAGCUUCUGAGCAAUUAACCAAGACAACUCCCGAGCUAUUUCUUUCUCCAGCAGCUUCAGAGGCAGCACGUGAAUUAGAUUUGGCUGCUAAUGACGAGAUUGAUUUUGUGGAUGAAGAUAUGGACUGCAUUUUGGAAGAGGCAGAAACCAGUGGGAAGACUAGAGAACCAAAUGAGAUCCCUGUUCAGCAUAGGUCUAGUAGAGACACCGAGAGCACUAGCUAUGAAACAGAAGCUUCAAGAUUGUCCAAACAAAAUGCUCGGAGUGGCAGCACACUCCCUCCUGUCACUCUGACCUCUCCACCCUUUACAUACUUGUGCUUGCUGGAAAAUUUAAUGUCCAAACCACUUCUCCACACCAUGGAGAUCCAUGUCAAAGCUUUCAUUGUGACUCUUUUGGGAAAACUGAGCAGCAGUAAUGGCGUUUGGAGUGUUUCUGCUACAAUAUCUGACGGGACCGGUUACCUGGACGUGGAGCUGUCCAAUGAAGUUUUGACAGGCCUGCUGGGCUUCUCGGUAGCAGAGAAGGGAGCCCUGAAGCGUGACCCGUCCCGGAGAGGUGAGCUGGAUGCGGGGAUGAGGAGAUGCCAGGAAGAGCUUGUGGACAUGUGCUGCAUUAUGACUGUUAUUGUUCAACCGGAGGGCAGGAAAGCGGUGGUGACCAAAGUGGUGACCAAAGUGGACCCCGUCAGCGAGAAAAUACUCCAGGAGCUCGAGCAGAGGGUGAGCUACGGGAGAAAAUAAACAUAGUGGUUGAGGGGAAGUGGGCGAUAAUGAGAAAAUUGCAGGCAGCGGAAAAGUAUAUUGCCCUUAAGCAGAGAUAAAAAAUUGCCAACAAAACUGUGGCAGAUGUAACAUCACUCAGUGGCCUUGAAAGUUUUCUUUUCAUGUAAUGAAACUAAUAGUUGCGUUGCGUGGAAGGAAAAAAAUCACGCUAGUUUCAGACUAAGGUAGUUAUUUUAAUUGGUGAUCAACCUGCCCUUCUGCUUCAGAUUUGGAGAGCAGAAGGUGUGAAAUGAUGAUCAGCAUCCCAUCUGCUCCAUGUGAAUGUGACGUUCUGCCAUUUGUCGUUGGAGAAUUUCAUUCAUCUAUUCAUUUUGUUGUUUUCCGCUUAGAAUGCGCUGCAUUGCUCACAAGCACACUAAACAGAUUCAACAAACAAAGGUGGUUAUGUGCAAAUCAGGUCAGACAUCCCGGUUUUCAAGGCCCCGAAUUCUGCUUAAUGCUGAAAACUACCCGAAGAGCAGGGCGAAAUAUACGAGAGGAGAGGAGGGAAGUUGGGGGUGGGGUGUUCAUCGUCUGAUUGUGGUAAUGAAUUGCCAGCCUUUGCAUUCAUUCAGUACAACCAUUACUUCUUACUGAAAAGUGAUUGAAUAGCCAAGGGCAAUGCGGGUCUUUAAUAAACUCCUUCAGAGAAGAAUGAGAGGAAAGAAAUAUAAAGGAGAGGCCAUGAGCUUCGAUUAUUUCUGUUCAUUACAGUCUCGUCUGUUUUUGUCUUUUAAGAACACACAUACCACAAAUUUAAUGCAUUGUCUGCAUUUACUGUAUCUUGAACGUUUUUAUAUAUACAUUUUUUUUUGUCUUGCGCUCUGUGACUAA